This is a messenger RNA of Homarus americanus (American lobster), 832 nucleotides long. RefSeq names its product KH domain-containing, RNA-binding, signal transduction-associated protein 2-like. The record is from RefSeq and is a predicted model, not a curated record. The annotation marks the transcript as partial. Gene Ontology annotation, molecular function: mRNA binding. Gene Ontology annotation, cellular component: nucleus. Gene Ontology annotation, biological process: regulation of alternative mRNA splicing, via spliceosome. The transcript is spliced from 5 exons. NCBI's taxonomy places the organism in Eukaryota, Metazoa, Arthropoda, Malacostraca, Decapoda, Nephropidae.
UGAGAGGCUCCAGAAUGGCGUCCGUACCUCCGGGGGUAAAGUGGAAGAGAGGAAGAUGGCGGACGUGACUAAGGACAAGGCCAUUAAGCUGACCGUCCGUGUUCUGGUGCCCGUUCGUGAUCACCCAAAGUUUAACUUCGUGGGUAAGCUGCUGGGGCCGAAGGGAAACUCCCUCAAGCGGCUACAGGAGGAGACCAUGACCAAGAUGGCCAUCCUGGGGCGAGGAUCUAUGAGAGACAAGCAGAAGGAGGAGGAGCUGCGUGUGUCAGGUGAUCCUAAGUUCACUCACCUUAGUGAGGACCUACACGUAGAAGUCACCGCUGUGGCACCUCCUGCAGAAGCCCAUGCCCGCAUUGCUUACGCCCUUACUGAGAUACGCCGAUACCUGGUGCCGGAUUACAAUGACGAGAUCCGCCAGGGCCAGAUGAGGGAGAUGCAGCUACUAGUGGGCCACAACUCCUCCUCCCUCGCCAACAACGGCACCUCCAACAACAACAACAAUAACGGUACCACCUGCGGCUCAGAGGAAGGAUCCUGCUCCCCCCAGUCCUCCGGGUCGCCCCCUCCUCCAGGCGUGGGAGUGGCCGGGGGGCGUGGUGGGGGUACAGUAAGGGCCUCGGGGCUCACUCUGGCAUCCCCUCACCCAGCCCUUCGGGGACUCAACAGGGCCCAGGCUGCCCUCCUGACGUGUGUCCCUCACUCUCCACCGUCUGGGCCUUCUUCAGGAAAGGGCGAGAUGGUGAAGGGUCGAGGCGGUACAGCAGCAGGAGGCGGUGGAGGAAGCAGGCGAUCCGUGCUCUCCCUACUGACGAGGGCGAGCCAAGAAGAGAAG